AUGGGGCCAGGCCUGGACAGCAGCUGGGCACCUCCACAUCUUCCAGCAGUGCCCCUGGCUCGCCUUCAUCAUUCAGGACACCGGGGCUCCGGAGACAAGGGUGAAGCCGGGUCGCCAGCGUCCCCGCUGCUUCCCGGCACCUGCACGCCCGACGACGCCCACCCGGCCCUCGCCCUGGCGGCCUUCGAGUGCCUGGCUCCGAGCCAGGCCAGCGGCCUGUGGGAGCAGCUGCGGCGGUUCUGGGCCGACCACUUUUCGCGGCGCUUCUCGCCGCGGCGGCCGCCGCUGCGUCGUAUCUCCUCCAUGUCCACCUUCUACCUGCUGGACCACCGGACUCGCCAGGCAGAGCUGGGCCUCAGCUACGGCGCGCCACGCACGCGCCUCAGCGACGAGGCCUUUGUGUUCCGUGGCGGCCGGUGGGUCAUGGAGGGCCAGCUGGCGCGGUCUCGGCCGCCGCUGCCCUCGCCAACCAUCGCAGGCUGGAAGGCACAGGUGCACCGGGUCAAGAACCAGGUGUUGCUAGAGGAAAACAACUACCUGAAGCUGCAGCAGGAACUGCUCAUGGACAUGCUGACUGAGACCACGGCGCGCAUGCACAUGCUGGAGAAGAAGCUCAACCCCGAAGUCAACCCCGCGGCAGCGGCGCGCGCCUGGCAGAAGAAGAUGCGUAAGCGCGAAAGCGCCGGCCGAGUGCUCAUGAUCGAGCCGCGCGCUCUGGAGUCGCGGUGA
Messenger RNA from Otolemur garnettii (small-eared galago), 729 nucleotides. It is a transcript of the gene CBY3, whose product is annotated as chibby family member 3. The transcript is spliced from 2 exons. Lineage: Eukaryota; Metazoa; Chordata; Mammalia; Primates; Galagidae. Bases 1 to 729 code for a protein of 242 amino acids. The record is from RefSeq and is a predicted model, not a curated record.